This is a messenger RNA of Lithohypha guttulata, 2499 nucleotides long. It is a transcript of the gene SYF1, whose product is annotated as pre-mRNA-splicing factor syf1. Lineage: Eukaryota; Fungi; Ascomycota; Eurotiomycetes; Chaetothyriales; Trichomeriaceae. Gene Ontology annotation, molecular function: protein binding. The coding region runs from base 1 to 2499 and encodes 832 amino acids. Gene Ontology annotation, cellular component: post-mRNA release spliceosomal complex; Prp19 complex; U2-type catalytic step 2 spliceosome. The transcript is spliced from 2 exons. Gene Ontology annotation, biological process: mRNA splicing, via spliceosome; generation of catalytic spliceosome for first transesterification step. The record is from RefSeq and is a predicted model, not a curated record.
AUGGGCUCGAUUACUCUCACUACGCAGCAGGAACCUCGUCCUGACUUUUUUCUACUCAGUAGUGACGAUACUGUAUACGAGCAGGACCUCUUUCGCAAUGCAGGCAGUAUUCGACCAUGGCUGGCCUAUAUCGAUGCAAAAAUGCGUAAUGGUACCCUACUGGAGCAGGCAUUCGUUAUGGAACGAGCUUGCAUACAUCUACCUCGAUCGUACAAGUUAUGGAAGUUGUACCUUGAUUUCCGUGUCAAGCACCUGAAAAAGAAAAACGCUGCUCGAGCAAGAGACGACUUCAACAAGGUUAAUGCACUCUUCGAACGGGCUUUGGUUUUACUCAAUAAGAUGCCAGUCAUCUGGGAGAUGUAUCUGGCUUUUCUGCUACGACAGCCUCUCGUCACCAAGACACGACACACCUUCGAUCGAGCUUUGCGCGCAUUGCCUGUAACUCAACACAAUCGCAUAUGGAAGCUAUACAAGCAGUUCGCAAAUUCUGCCGGUGGACUGACUGCAGUCAGGGUCUGGGCAAGAUAUGUACAAUUACAUUCAGAAGAUACCGAGGACUACAUCGAUUUGCUGAUCGAAACUGAUCAUUACAAGGAAGCUGUUAAGAGAUAUAUUGAAAUCCUCAACAAUCCGAAGUUUCAGUCAAAAAACGUCAAGAGCGAAUUUCAGUUGUGGAACGACAUGAUCGAGUUGAUGGUCAGCAAAGCCCGGCAGAUCGGCGAUAGCUCAGUAUCCGGCGUUGAUGUCGACUGUAUCAUCCGAAGUGGUAUUGAGAGGUUUCCUGACCAGAGAGGAAAGCUUUGGGCUGGUCUGGCUACUUAUUGGAUCACAGUGGGAGAUUUCGACCGUGCAAGAGACGUCUUCGAGGAGGGUAUCACUACUGUUAUGACUGUUCGAGAUUUUACCAUGAUCUUCGAUGCAUACGUAGAGUUUGAGGAGUCGUUAAUAUCGACACUAAUGGAUGCUGCUCAAGCUCGUUCCGCGAAAGGUCAAACAGAUUCCGACAAGGACUUGGACUUGGACAUGCGCUUGAUGAGAUUCGAAUAUCUCAUGGAUCGACGACCUUUCCUCCUGAACGAUGUAUUACUGCGCCAAAACCACAACAACGUUCCUGAAUGGGAGAAGCGUGUCUCGUUAUGGGGCGACAACGAGAAAGAGAUUGUUCAAACCUAUGCCGAUGCCAUCGCAGCAAUAGAACCGAAGAAAGCAAUUGGAAAGUUUCAUGAACUUUGGAUCAGUUACGCCAAGUUUUACGAAGAGCAUGGCGACCUCGACACUGCUCGCAUCAUCCUCGAUAAAGCCGUGAAAGUACCGUACAAGUCGGUAGUUGAGCUAGCCGAAACCUGGAUCGGUUGGGCUGAAAUGGAACUGCGCAACGAAAACUUUGACAGAGCAAUGGCAGUCAUGGCCAAAGCUGUUCAAGCUCCAAAACGAAGCACAGUCGAUUACUUUGAUGAGACACUAUCUCCCCAGCAACGUCUUCACAAAUCGUGGAAAGUCUGGUCCUUCUACGUCGACAUGGUCGAAUCAGUCGGCACACUAGAAGAAGUUCGAGCAGUCUACGACCGCAUCUUCGAGCUCAAAAUCGCCACACCUCAAACAGUCGUCAACUACGCCAACCUCCUCGAAGAAAACGCCUACUUCGAAGAAUCCUUCAAAGUCUACGAACGCGGCCUCGACCUCUUCACCUACCCCGUCGCCUUCGAACUCUGGAACUUCUACCUAACCAAAGCAGUCGCCCGCAAAAUCUCCAUCGAGCGUCUCCGUGACCUCUUCGAACAAGCCGUCGAAAACGUCCCUCCGAAAUUCGCAAAACCAAUCUACCUCAUGUACGGCGAACUCGAAGAAGAGCGCGGCCUCGCCCGCUCCGCCAUGCGUAUCUACGACCGCGCCACCCGUGCCGUCUCAGACGAAGACCGGGCAUCCAUGUUCAAUUUCUACACCACUAAAGCCGCAUCAAACUUCGGUCUGACAUCCACCCGCUCCAUCUACGAGCGCGCCAUCGGCUCUCUCCCCGACAGAGAAGCAAAAGAAAUGUGUCUCAAGUUUGCGGAAAUGGAGCGUCGACUCGGUGAGAUUGAUCGCGCAAGGGCGAUCUACGGCCACGGCAGCCAGUUUGCGAACCCGAAGACUGAACCACAGUUCUGGGAGGUAUGGGAGAAAUUUGAGGUUGCGCACGGUAAUGAGGAUACGUUCAAAGAGAUGCUGAGGGUGAAGAGAAGUGUUGCGGCGAGCUUUAACACUGAUGUUGGGUAUAUUGCCAGCCAGGCUGUUGAGCGCGCUAGAGCUGCGAAGAUGCAGCAGCAGCAACGAAUGGCGAAUGGAGAGGAGUUGGGAGAAGGAGAACAAGAAGCGAGGGCGCCUGUUGGAUUCGUGGCUGCUAGUACUGGACCGGAGGGUGGGAAUCGACCUCCGCCGCCAUCACAAGCUACUGUGGUAGAGACUCAGCCCGUGACGAAUCCGGAUGCAUUGAACGUGGAUUUGGAUGAUGAUGACUGA